This is a messenger RNA of Harpegnathos saltator (Jerdon's jumping ant), 1254 nucleotides long. RefSeq lists its product as uncharacterized. Lineage: Eukaryota; Metazoa; Arthropoda; Insecta; Hymenoptera; Formicidae. The record is from RefSeq and is a predicted model, not a curated record. The transcript has 6 exons. The coding region runs from base 68 to 850 and encodes 260 amino acids.
AAGUGGUCUCGUUAGAGUCUCAUUUAACGAAGCCGAGUCCGAGACGGGAACGGCCGGGAAAUAGAAAAUGCGAUUUUUCGCGAUUGUGCUCGCCGUGGUCGCGAUCGGAGCGCAGUAUCGCUCGCUCGCGCUCUCCGACGUGAGAGACGCAGGGAAAAAGAACGCAGCUUGCGUAGACGAGCGUCGAAGUGUGCGAGUACAUCGGGAUGCGAGCCAAGCCGCGUCUUCGCCGACCUGGAUAGAGUCCUCGGUUUCCAUGAGCCUCGUGAACUCAACGGAUCAGAAGGCUCCUUCGAAUAUACCGCAGCGAUUGAAGGACCUGAUCGCGUCGUACGAGAGAAAUGUUGCCAAGUUCGUAGAGCACGCCAGAAGAAUGUGCGAAGAUAAGAACGAUAAUCAACAAGAGACGCAUUUUCAGACUCAGCUUGGAUCGCUCGUCGAACGUGUUGUUAAAGAACAGUCGAAAGUGAGGAACGCGUACGCCAAGCUCGGCAACGUUACAGACUCGAAUUUGGAGGGAGCGAGUAGAAAACUGACGAUAAAGAACGUUAACAACUUGAGAGAGCUUCUAGACACAGUGGAGGAGCUCGAUAUCGUUCAUCAGAAUGGGGAGAUCACCGAUGAGCACAUUCGGAUCAAACGCGCCAACGGAGCCGCGUCAGAUCGGCAGGAGAGGAUUAUUCAUAUGCUGCUCGAAGUUCAGCGUCAGUUAACGCAAAUUCGAAAAUAUCUGGAUAAAUUAUGCAAGAAACAUCAGUCGACGUGGACGACGACCAGAGAAAUAAAUUCCAUUAACGAUGAUGCUGCCUCUGUAGAUCGGGCGGACAAAGUACCGAUUAUUCGAAAUUAAUGCACGACGCGCAUCCAAGAGUAAAGUGGAAUAUGUAUUACGGCAUAAAAAUCUUAAUCUAAUUUUUUCAGUAAAAAAAUUUCGAUUUUGUUACACAUGUCUGUUACAAUUAAAAAUGUAUAGGUUGCGAAAUAAUAUAGUUAACGGUAAUGCAUCGAUGAUAGACUAAACGAGGAUAAGAGCGAAGGAAAGAAAAUCAGAAGAGACCAUUUAAAAGAUUAUUUGUUGUUGGAUUAUUUCAGUUUUCUCCACUUGCACCUCAUUUGUACUUUUGCUUUCAAGAAGCAAUUUACUCAUAAUGUAACUUAAUCGCAAAUAGAAUAUAUACGAUGAGCAAACAUAAAUUAAUCUUGCAAAAACUAACGGGUCUGUAUAAUUUACGAGAAAAUAAAACAACAAAAUUU